Molecule: messenger RNA, 2149 nt
Organism: Lineus longissimus
Lineage: Eukaryota; Metazoa; Nemertea; Pilidiophora; Heteronemertea; Lineidae
Product: glycoprotein-N-acetylgalactosamine 3-beta-galactosyltransferase 1-like
Exons: 3
Coding region: 381-1328 (315 amino acids)
Cellular component (GO): membrane
Molecular function (GO): N-acetylgalactosaminide beta-1,3-galactosyltransferase activity
Source: RefSeq, a predicted model, not a curated record
CUUCGAGAUAUUUCUGCGUCUAACCAACCACUAAACUUCACUCUCGUGCAACGGCCGCAACAUUCUCGCUGGAUGUGGUUUAUAAUUUGAUAACGUUCUCCACUUUGUGAUAUAGGCCCGAUAGGUUGCUAAUUGGACCGCUGUACAAAUCCUGUUUUACAAAUAUUCCCCGUCAAGGUUAUAGGGGUACUCGUCACGCAACACUUCUCAUUUCAUGCAGUUUCAUAACAUACUUGCACUACAUUUACAGUUCAAGAUCAGAUUUAUGACGGAAUCUGGAUGGAAGUUUGAUUUGUCGACAACGCACACCACGACUUCAUCAUAUAGGACAGCACGAAUUCGUUAGAUUUUUGCUGGGUUGUUUCUGUCGACUCGGAAACAUGAGAUCGACACUUUCGUACCUUGCCCUGGUCCUGACCUCGCUCAUCGUGCUGACGGUAUAUCUGCUCAUCCACGAUGAAGCGGCAAAGGGAAGGCCGCUCUACGCAAUGAAAAACCGCCUAGGAUUAGGAAAGCACGGUAAGCCAGUCACAACAGCUAAAAGGAAACCCGUUCGUAUUCUCUGUUGGAUUCUGACAAUGCCCACACACUACGCAACCAAAGCAAUUACCGUGAAUGAAACCUGGGGAAAGAGAUGUAAUCGUCUGCUAUUCGUCUCAACGCCAUCCAAUCAGACGACAGAUCUACCAAUAGUGACCUUCAACCUGAAGGAGUCGAGGUCAAUACUGACCAAUAAAACCAUGCUCGCAUUUGAAUAUGUCUAUAAGAACCAUUUCGACGAGGCUGAUUGGUUCAUUAAAGCGGAUGAUGAUACCUAUGUCAUAAUGGAAAACCUGCGCCAUCUUUUAAAGGACACCGAUCCGGAGAAAAGGAUUCAUUUUGGCCAUCAGUUCAAGGUGAAGAACGAAACUUGGUUCAGCGGUGGAUCGGGGUAUGUUCUAAGCAAAGCCGCGCUGCGGCGCUACGUGACUCUCGGGCGGAAUAACAACACGCUGUGCCCGUGGAAAAACUCGGAGGACUUCUACAUGGGCUACUGCAUGGCUGCUUUGGGCGUUACCAACGGCAACACAGGAGAUAAAAGCAGAAAACCGAGUUUUCUUCCUCUUGAUUUCGGGACACACCUGUCCAACAUAGCUGCAGUCGACUGGUAUAAAAGCUAUUCAACGUCUGCCAUAGAAAAUGGCGACAACUGCUGCCACAAAUACUUGAUUUCUAUCCACUACGUGUCACCAUUAGAGAUGCAUAAAUUGGAUUGGUUGAUUUAUCAUUUAAGACUGCAUCGUCCCUCCUCCCGGCGUCGCGGAGACAGGGAUUUCCUAAAUCUUUGAAACCCCCCAUAUAUCUACGUACGCACUAUGCGUAUACAUAGACACAUAUAAUGUUUUCCGGAGUAGUGCAGCGGGAAGUGCGGCUGAAUAAUAUUUGUGUUGGCAAAACCUUUUUAAAGGUUUUUCAGCACAAAAACCUCAAUUUCAUCAACAACCAUAACACAGACCAAAUAAGUUUAUAUACAUGUACUAUAACAGUAGUUCAUUUCCAUUUCCAUAAGUUUACAAUAAUGUAUAAACACAAACCCGAAGAAAUUUAUAUACUAUAGUUCAUCUCCAGUUCCUUAAGUAUAUACACUGUAUAUAUAUGUACUAUUUUGGCACUUAUUAUGAGCUCUGACUAACUAUCACCCGCCCCACAAACCCCAACUGGACCAAACACAAUUCUUUCCUGAUUUUUGCAUUGAAUUUGUAAUGAUCAAGAGACUGCCUAAAACGGCCGCUGCUUUCAUUUUGGUCCACCCUGGAUACAUCCAUCGUUAAUGUUGCAUGGGCUAAAUGUACCCCGUCUCGGAUGACACCUCCAUCCGUUUCUUCAGUAUGUUCUGGGCUGCUUCUUCCUUUCGUUGUUUCUCCGCAUUUCGUCUCUCGUACAACGGUCUGAAAAGAAAGAAAUAAGAUUUGUUCGAAGGACCGAUGUGGUAAUUCAGUGGCAGUUAUUACCAAACUGUAAGCUGCCAAAAUAAACUUUCUUUUGCCGAUAGGAAGAAAAAUUGAAAAAGCCAAAAACCUUUGAAAUUGUCAUCUCGUUGGAAGGGUGCCAUGUCAUGAAUGUUGCACCCCUUAAUUUCUAUUACACAUUUAUGUAUGUUUCUCCAAUU